This is a messenger RNA of Penicillium manginii, 1137 nucleotides long. RefSeq lists its product as uncharacterized. Bases 1 to 1137 code for a protein of 378 amino acids. The record is from RefSeq and is a predicted model, not a curated record. Lineage: Eukaryota; Fungi; Ascomycota; Eurotiomycetes; Eurotiales; Aspergillaceae. The transcript has a single exon.
AUGGGAACUCAACAGCUAGAUCCCCUUACGCCAAGGGAGUUGUGUCAAAUGGCUUCGAAAUGUAUGCUAUUCGCUUUCAGCUUUAGCAAAGGCGUCAAGGGCGACAAUAUAGUGCGCUCCAAGGCCGAUCGUCCGCCGAUAGAUGCAGCAACCAUCGCUACGAGUCCUGAGUUCUUAUUCGGUGUCGUUAUGAUUGGGUCUCUUUGGUAUCAUUAUUCCAGCCGUUCUUCGGCCGUGCUAGUGACAGACCACUGGUGUUCAUGGUUUAAUGAUCGUAUGGUUGGUGCUAGGUCACCACCAAUCCCGACUGGUCCUUGGCUCGGUUCAUCAAAAUCACGUUUCAUCGCCGAGAGCGAAAUAGAUAUCCUUGCAACUACCUGGAGUUUAGCGAGCCGACUUGUUGGCGGUCUCCAACUGACAGGAUACCACCCUAGCUUUGCCGAGUUCUAUUCGAUGAUGGCCUUCCGAUCUGGUCUCUCUCUUGUCGCUUGCGAUGGCUUCGUCGCUACUGAUGUGAUUGUUGUGCUCCAGAUAUCGGCCCAGCUAGCGACUUUGGGGUAUGAUAGUGUGACUGGUGACCCACGUGGAGCAGCCCUUUUCCUUGAUCCUAAGCUAGGCAGAAGUUGGGCAAUGCGCUUUUUGGCAGCGGCUCGUUGGUAUACCCAAUGCUUUCCCACCGCCUGUGGACUGGCUACCAUACCAAGUGGCCUAUAUGCAUACGCAUCUCAUCGGCAUGGGCCAGGAUACUGGAAGUAUGUCCGCCCGCGACUCAUUCAGAGAAGAGGUCAAAUUUCUAGCUUUCAGCUGCCUCUAUGCACCUCUAGCUUUUGGUAUGAUGGCGCACUUGAAGGGUCCCAGCCCCCAUCGCUUCAAACAUGCGAUCACCAUCAUCAACGAAGUAUCUCCGAAUCGCCUUUGAUCGAUCUGAUCAACUCCAUCCAUUCGGCAAUAAACUAUGAGAAAUAUGAUGAUUGGCGAUGCGAAGUUGAUCGAUCCGUCGCCAGCGUAAACUGUUGGCUACAAGAAUUAGGAGAUCAUGGGGACGGCGAUGUUAUGCUUCGAGCGACAGCUGCAGCAGCCCCCGCCUUCCUUGAUUUGAUAUCUGGAACCCUCGCUGCUCUACUGGAGCAUGAUUGA